UCUGCGCUGUGGGAGCCGCCAGGCGCUGCUCCCGUCACGGUCAUCUUCUCUCCGUUCAACCCUUCAAACAAUGUUAUCUAUAUCCUGCACGGCUCCACACCAUUCAUCCGCCGCUAAAUUUAAGACUUUGGAUUGAUUCGACUGUCUACAAGUUUGCCAUGGCGACGGUGGUGAUGGAGCAGAUCGGUCGCCUAUUUAUCAACGCGCAGCAGCUGCGUCAGAUCCCUCAGCUUCUGGAGUCUGCCUUCCCCACGCUGCCUUGCACCGUGAAGGUGUCUGAUGUUCCCUGGGUGUUCCGCGAGCGUCACAUCCUCACCGGCUACAGACAGCCGGACCAAAGCUGGCGCUACUACUUUCUCACCCUCUUCCAAAGGCACAAUGAGACUCUCAAUGUGUGGACCCACCUGCUGGCUGCAUUUAUCAUCUUGGUGAAGUGGCAGGAAAUCUCAGAGACGGUCGAUUUUUUGCGAGACCCUCAUGCUCAGCCCCUUUUCAUUGUCCUCCUGGCAGCCUUCACCUACCUCUCCUUCAGCGCUCUCGCUCAUCUCCUCUCUGCCAAGUCCGAGCUCUCCUACUACACCUUCUACUUCCUCGACUAUGUGGGGGUUGCUGUCUACCAGUACGGCAGUGCCCUGGCGCACUACUACUACGCCAUAGAGAAAGAGUGGCACACUAGAGUGCAAGGUCUCUUUUUACCCGCUGCAGCAUUCUUGGCCUGGCUCACUUGCUUUGGCUGCUGCUAUGGCAAAUAUGCAAGUCCUGAGCUGCCCAAGGUUGCCAACAAGCUCUUCCAAGUGGUGCCCUCAGCCUUGGCUUACUGUUUAGACAUAAGCCCUGUGGUUCACCGCAUCUACAGCUGCUACCAGGAGGGCUGCUCCGACCCAGUCGUGGCGUACCAUUUCUACCAUGUGCUCUUUUUCUUAAUCGGCGCCUAUUUCUUCUGCUGCCCUCACCCAGAGAGUUUGUUCCCUGGGAAGUGUGACUUCAUCGGGCAGGGCCACCAGCUCUUUCACGUGUUCGUGGUGGUGUGCACCUUGACGCAGGUGGAAGCGCUGCGAACAGACUUCACGGAGCGUCGUCCCUUCUACGAGCGUCUUCACGGCGAUCUUGCACACGAUGCCGUUGCACUCUUCAUCUUCACUGCCUGCUGCAGCGCUCUCACCGCUUUUUGUGUGCGCCAGCGUGUACGUGCCUCUCUACACGAGAAGGGGGAGUAAGAUUUGAAAAGAGUUUAAAAAAAAAAGAAAAAGAAAAGUUGAGUCUAAUUUAUUUUACUCUGUAGUGACCAUUAAUUAAAAAAUGUUUUUUUUUUUGUGACAGUGACUUAUUUCUUUUCUAUGUGAUCUGCCAAACUACAGUGGGCUAAAACAAAGGAUUUUUGUGACUAUGAGGAGGGAGUCUUAUAACAGGUCUGUAGCAGUAUAGGUAGUAUUAAACACUGAAAUGAGUCCUUGUAUCUCUGCUCUGCUCUUUUAAUUAGUCGGUUGUUUUUAGUCAUAGUCUAAAGAAUUGCGUUUUACUUCACGUACAAAAAUACAACACUUUAUGUCGAGGUGUGCAGCAAAAUGAAGAGACAGGUUUCGUAAGAUGCCUUUUACCCCAUUUUAUUCAGAAUAAUUUGACUGUCUUAAUCAAAUUGUAGCUUUUCAAAGCACCCAAGUAUUUUAAUUUUACAAUUUACAACUCUAUAAUAAUUUGUGUAUUGCAGUCAGAUACCAAUUCCAAUCCAAUUUAAAUUGGUGGUCUUGACAUACCUUUCUGGCACUUACUGUAAUAUGUUUUUCCUUUUGAUUCUGCCCCUAUCUUUAGGGAUCAAAGCAGGGAUUUCUUUUCUUUCUUUUUAUUUUAUUUAUUAAGGCGCUAACAGUGUGCCACAAAAAUGUUUGAACUCAUUCUGCAAAAGUUGAGAAUCCAAAUUGAAAACCAAAUAAUGUACCUCCUUUUUUUUUAUUAUUUAAAAAAAAUGAGGCUGGCACUCAGUAUUGGUUAAGAGAUGGCUAGAAGAUUACUGAUGUCUCUGUUGUCGUGACAAUGUUAAUCUAUUUUUAUUCAAAGGGCUGGAACUUCAGCUUUUGCCUUUUUCACAUCACAUGAUGUCAGUGCUUUGCGCGCAUUGUUUUCAUUGUCGCUUGAUCAGAUUUGAUUUUGACACAAAAACUGUGUCUGACUGGUCUUCUGCUUUUUUUUCCUUUUUUUUUGUAUGAUGAAUAUGUAUGUGCCUCUACGCAUGUCUUUUUGGUAUAUACUGUGAUAUUAAGUGUGUGAAUGUCUAUGAAAGCUUAGCCUUGCACUCCUUUCUUACCCUGUAAAUAAGCUGUGUUUCUCUAGAAAGUCAUUUGCAUCCCAUUUUCUCUCCACCUCAUAACACUCAGAACUGAAUGCAUCUUUUUUUUUUCUGGUGGAAUACAGCACAUUCCUAUUUUGCUGCAUCCUUUCAGAGUGUGUAUUGUGUUCAGUGUCCGCCUGCCUAUCAGUCUUUAAUGGCCAUGAAUACAUCAUUUCACACUGUUGCACUGUUAGACUGAAGAGCCCCUUUGUUUUGUUGUUCUCUCUCUUUUGUCUGAUGACUUCUGUUAUAUAUAUGUAUAAAAAAAAUCACACAGAUAUGACUCACUGAUAAUGUUGCAUAGAUUUUUAUCUCACAAAAUCUUAAAUAUCAGAAAUGAUCUAUAUUCAUUCUAGCACUCUCUGUUCAUGAUGGUGUUUAAUGUGCCAAUGAAUCUGUUACUGCUUCAGUGAUGGUACUCCUGAAAGAUGAAUUCAGAGACAGAAUGCCAGAAGUGAUAAGUUGAUUUUUAAAUGAUGUCUUGACCUGACUGCAAAUAUGUUGUUGGUGAGUUUUAACCCCUAACAUAUGAACCUUCUAACUGUUGACUUUGGCAUUACCGACCUGGUCUCAUUGUGCACUGCCUGAAUCAACACUGUAUAUACUGCUGACAACACUGGCUAUGUUUACAUGCAUGGAGGUAUCUGCUGUUAAUGUAGUUAUUCUGUUUGUUUGUUUUUUUUAGCUAUUGGAAAUGUCACAAUUCAGAAUAACCUGGGUAAACUUGGGCUCCAUUUUGGAGAAACCUGUGCAAGACCCCCCUCCCUUGUUGUGCAUGGUUAUCAAUUGGUUGGCAACAAGAUUUUGAGGCUCCUCUGCACAAGACUAAUUUUGUACAUGUAGUCUAAAAACUUUUUUUAUAGGCUAAUGAUAUCCAUUUGGCAAAUGAAGCCUAUAAGUCUCUCACCAGCCCUGCCUAUGACAUGACUUUAUUGUCCUGACCAUCAAAAGGACCAAAACUAUUACUACUGGGAUUAUAAUUUCUUUCCCAUGUGAUAGAAGCAACCUAGCUUUGUUCAAACAGGGAGGGAGGUGCUGGAAAGCGACCAGUAUUUUUUGCUUAAUAGAUUGUUGCAACAUGGAUACCCUGUCACAGACUAUCUAAAGAUGUUAACUGGAAUAUGACCAGCAGUCCGUACUGUAUAGGUGAAUUUGUGUGUAAACAUAGCCUCUGAUGCCACCCAAGGUUUCCCUUUAUCCCGAUAUGAAAGCAGGGUGAGAGGGACCAGAAUGUCUUCUGCCUCUAAAAGAUAUGUGUGACUGACUGUACUAAUAUUCUGUGGUAUUUAAGAAAAUAAAGUGUUAUAGUAACUUCAA
Messenger RNA from Larimichthys crocea (large yellow croaker), 3643 nucleotides. It is a transcript of the gene paqr7b, whose product is annotated as progestin and adipoQ receptor family member VII, b. The record is from RefSeq and is a predicted model, not a curated record. The transcript has 2 exons. Gene Ontology annotation, biological process: response to steroid hormone. Gene Ontology annotation, molecular function: steroid binding; nuclear steroid receptor activity. Bases 159 to 1217 code for a protein of 352 amino acids. Gene Ontology annotation, cellular component: plasma membrane. Lineage: Eukaryota; Metazoa; Chordata; Actinopteri; Sciaenidae.